UGAGAAAAAACCAAGCGAUCGUGAUUCACAACUAAAAAAAAAUCGGCGGAUACGAAAGAUUGAAAAAUUAAGUGCUACUAAAUCCGAAAAAGAACGCGAAUUUGUAACGAAACCGCGGUUUAAUCAAGCAACUGUGGAUUAAGGAGUGUCUUCCCAGCGUGUGUUUGUGUGUGCGCAUGUGUGGUGUGCUUGGGUGAUCGGCGCAUAGGUGGAAAUACACCGAAAAAGAAACGAAAAAAAAAAGCGUACAGCCGACGCGCAGACGCAUCUGAAAAACUGCCGAAAAGUGCGGAAAACGCGAGUGAAAAGUGCGGAAGUUGCCGGGAAAGCGAGUGCCUGUUGCCAAGCUGCAGCUCCAGCGGAUUUAAUAUUGAAAAGCGAUAAAGACAAGCAGCGAAUAUGGGUUGUGCCGUGAGUACAGCACGCGAUAAAGAGGCCAUCGAACGCUCCAAGAACAUCGAUCGGGCGCUGCGAGCGGAGGGCGAGCGGGCCGCCUCGGAAGUGAAACUGCUGCUUUUGGGAGCCGGCGAAUCGGGGAAAUCCACGAUAGUGAAACAAAUGAAGAUCAUCCACGAGACUGGCUACUCGCAGGAGGAGUGCGAGGAGUACCGUCGAGUGGUAUACAGCAACACUGUCCAGAGCCUGAUGGUAAUCAUCCGUGCCAUGGGACGUCUUAAGAUUGAGUUUGCCGAUCCUGGCAGGACGGAUAUUGCCCGCCAGUUCUUCACACACGCCUCCGCUGCGGAUGAGGGCAUCCUGCUACCCGAGAUUGUUCUCCUAAUGAAGAAACUCUGGGCGGAUGGUGGAGUACAGCAGAGUUUCGCCCGUUCUCGUGAAUAUCAGUUGAAUGACUCGGCGGGCUACUACCUCAACUCGCUGGAUCGCAUCGCGCAGCCAAACUAUAUUCCCACCCAGCAGGAUGUGCUCCGUACGCGAGUCAAGACCACUGGCAUUAUUGAGACGCACUUCUCCUGCAAGCAGCUGCACUUUAAACUGUUUGACGUGGGCGGCCAGAGAUCGGAGCGCAAGAAGUGGAUUCAUUGCUUUGAGGGAGUUACAGCCAUCAUCUUUUGUGUAGCACUAUCGGGCUACGAUUUGGUUCUGGCCGAAGAUGAGGAAAUGAAUCGCAUGAUCGAGUCCCUGAAGCUUUUUGAUUCCAUCUGCAACUCCAAGUGGUUUGUGGAAACCUCUAUAAUACUUUUCCUCAACAAGAAGGAUCUGUUCGAGGAGAAGAUCAAGCGAUCUCCAUUGACGAUAUGCUUCCCAGAGUACACAGGUACCAACACCUUCGAGGAGGCGGCCAACUACAUUCGCAUGAAGUUUGAAAAUCUCAACAAGCGAAAAGACCAAAAGGAGAUCUACACGCACCUCACCUGCGCCACGGACACGAACAACGUCAAGUUCGUCUUCGAUGCCGUCACUGAUGUGAUCAUCAAGAACAAUCUGAAACAAAUCGGUUUAUUCUAAGGGGCGGCAAGAGAUCAUCAUUAUUUAGCUUGCGUCGUAUGUAGUAUUAAAGGAAAACACGCGUCAACACAUUUCCAUUACCCGCUAAGGAACUCGAUACACUUACGCUCUAUUUACAUACAAAUUCGUAAUUGUAUGCUCCAUAUAUAUAC
This is a messenger RNA of Drosophila serrata, 1619 nucleotides long. RefSeq names its product G protein alpha i subunit (gene Galphai). Gene Ontology annotation, molecular function: GTP binding; GTPase activity; G-protein beta/gamma-subunit complex binding. Gene Ontology annotation, biological process: adenylate cyclase-modulating G protein-coupled receptor signaling pathway. The record is from RefSeq and is a predicted model, not a curated record. NCBI's taxonomy places the organism in Eukaryota, Metazoa, Arthropoda, Insecta, Diptera, Drosophilidae. Gene Ontology annotation, cellular component: heterotrimeric G-protein complex; cytoplasm.